AUGGACGGCCAGACAACAGGGACCAGCUCUGCUGGUAAUUCCAGCGACUUUGUCCGCAAAUUAUACAAGAUGUUGGAGGAUCCGUCGUACUCGGACAUUGUUCGCUGGGGAGAUGAGAACGACAGCUUUGUCGUGCUAGAGUGUGAAAAAUUUACCAAAACCAUCCUUCCCAAGCAUUUCAAGCACAGCAACUUCGCCAGCUUUGUGCGCCAACUCAACAAAUAUGAUUUCCACAAAGUGCGCCAGAACAAUGAGGAGACAGGGCAAUCGCCAUAUGGCCCGAACGCCUGGGAAUUCAAGCACCCCGAGUUCAAGGCUAAUAACAAGGACUCGCUGGACAACAUUCGAAGGAAGGCGCCCGCGCCUCGCAAGCCCGCCCAGAUGAGCGAAGACUCCGUUCCGACGCAGCAGAUUGACUUGAUGAACUCCCAAAUCCUCGCCCAACAGCAACAAAUCCAGCAACUGAGCGACCGCAACGCCCAGCUCUCAGUGGACUCCCAAAUGAUCAUGCAGGAAGUCAUGCGCUUGCAAAAGACCAUUCUCCAGCACGAAAACGUCAUCCACAACUUCAUGAACUACUUGUUCACCGUCGAUGCUCGACACCGCCGCGACAGUCGUGCCAGCGGCGCUUUUGCCGCCCAGGAUGGUUCGGCCGUCAACCCGAAUCCAGCCGACGACCUCCCCGCCUCGCCCUUACAGCAAGCCUCCAAGAUCCUGAGCGAUAUGAACUCGCAAAUACAACCAAAUUUGGCGCAGUUUGAAAAUUUGAACGACCCCUCAAAGGCACAGAUGAUUGCGACCCCUCCAUUAGCUUCUGCUGUGCGUAACGGCAUCUCUCGCGCGCCAAAUUCAGCUGGGUCGACUGCUUCGAUGGCCUAUACCAAGAUGAACGGGGAGCUGGAGACGGUGGUUUACCCUGUGGGCACAACAAAUGGCAUCGAUCCGAUGUAUAGCGAACAUGUGAACAAUAUUCCAUACUCGAUCCCGCCGAAAGAGCUGGCUGCGGAACCUAUUGAUCCACGACGUUCCUUUACCGAUAAUCGGAAGAAGAACGCCCUGGUCAAUCCGGGCUGGAUUAAACAACCCAACAUUUUACUUGUUGAAGACGAUGAUACAUGUCGCCAGAUCGGCGGUAAAUUCUUGGGGUCCUUCAAGUGUCAGAUUGAGAAUGCUUACGACGGCUUGCAGGCUGUUAGCAAGAUGCAGUCAGGCAAGAGAUAUGACUUGAUUUUAAUGGACAUUAUAAUGCCUAAUUUAGACGGGGUAUCUGCAUGCCAUCUCAUCCGCCAGUUUGAUCGCACGCCAAUCAUCGCUAUGACAUCGAAUAUUCGCAAGGAUGACAUUGAACUAUACUUCCAACACGGUAUGGACGACGUCUUGCCAAAACCAUUUACAAGGAAGAGUCUUCUCGACAUGCUCGAAAAACACUUGAUGCACCUGAAGACGAUUCCCACGAGCACAAUAGACCCUGUCUCAGCAACGCCCAUGACGACGCAUAACUCGGCGGCGCAAUCCAUCAAGGAGGACAGUUCGCCUGGACAGUCACCCGCCGCAUCCAUGAACAACUGGCAAUCUCCGGGACAGCUCCAGGGAAUGUCACCCGUUCAUCUCAACGUUCAACAGGUGCCACAAUACAUGCAACCAAUGACUCCUUCGGGGACGGCAUUUGCAAUUGACCCAAACGGGGUCCAAUAUGCGACGGCUGCCCCAACGGCGCUCAGCCAACCCCCGAUUCGUGCGCAACACCGGCGACAGGUCUCUGAUAUGUCGAGUGCGCCCGAAGCGAGCUAUGCUAAACGACAGCGCAUGUACCAGAAUCCGCAAAUGAUGCCACAAAUAGCUGGACAACAGAACGGUUAG
Molecule: messenger RNA, 1860 nt
Organism: Talaromyces atroroseus
Lineage: Eukaryota; Fungi; Ascomycota; Eurotiomycetes; Eurotiales; Trichocomaceae
Exons: 7
Coding region: 1-1860 (619 amino acids)
Biological process (GO): phosphorelay signal transduction system; regulation of DNA-templated transcription
Molecular function (GO): DNA-binding transcription factor activity; sequence-specific DNA binding; phosphorelay response regulator activity
Source: RefSeq, a predicted model, not a curated record